AUGAACGAUCCCGAAGUGAAGAUCCACGAUGUUUGGGCGAACAAUUUGGAAGAGGAGUUCAAGCGAAUACGGGAUACAGUCAAAAAUUACCCAUUUGUUGCAAUGGAUACGGAAUUUCCAGGUGUAGUUGCUACACCUUUAGGACAGUUCAAAAGUAAGGAAGAUUUCAACUAUCAACAGGUUUCCUGCAAUGUAAAUAUGUUAAAAUUGAUCCAGGUUGGAUUUGCUUUGUUGGAUAAAGAAGGUAACAUGCCACCGACGGGUGAUGUAUGGCAGUUUAAUUUUCAGUUUUCCUUAAAUGAUGAUAUGUAUUCACAAGACAGCGUCGAUUUGUUACGUAAUGCUGGCAUAGAUUUUGGACGACAUCAAGUUGAAGGAAUACGGAUGGCCGAUUUUGGUGAACUACUUACGACAUCAGGUUUAAUUGUUGAUGAACAUAUUACGUGGUUAACGUUCCAUAGUGGUUACGACUUUGGAUACCUCAUGCGUUCUAUUCUGCUUUCGGAAUUACCCAAGGAAGAAUCACAGUUCUUUCAAUAUCAUCGUAAACUUUUCCCGUGCAGUUAUGACUUAAAAAUGCUAUUGAAACAUCCAGGCUUAGUGAAUGCAAAAUUGAGAGGCGGUUUGCAAGAGCUUGCUGAUCAGCUAAAAGUGAUUCGGAAAGGACAACAACAUCAAGCGGGUUCUGAUUCAUUACUCACUGCGCAAACAUUUUUCAAAAUUAAGGAGCGUUUUUUUGAGGAUACUUGGGAUCAGGUUGCGCCAACAGUUGAAGGACAUCUGUACGGUCUCGGAAAUACGCUAUCAUCAGGUGCACCAUUUGUGCAAAUGACGGAUUCAUCAUCAACUCCCGAACCACAGCAAUCGUCGACACCAGAAGCAGCAUGA
Molecule: messenger RNA, 888 nt
Organism: Brugia pahangi
Lineage: Eukaryota; Metazoa; Nematoda; Chromadorea; Rhabditida; Onchocercidae
Source: the annotation of a GenBank genome assembly